AUGUUAGCACGAUCGGCUGUUCGUCGACUUGUUCACGUUAGAAGUAUAGCGUCAACAUCCCGUGAUCCGCCCGUCGCCAGUAAGGUUACACCAGUAGACGAAUACGCCCAAAAUCUGCUAUCAUCUCCACCAUCACGAUUGCCAAAAACGAUUCUCCGUAUCAGAGCUGCAAUUAAGAACAAGUUCGCUAAGGAAGCAGUGGAUCCUCUACUGAAGGAUUUACUUGACACGGCCUCAGCUCAACUUUACUAUAACUGUGCAAAUAAUUACGACUAUGAGAAGCUGUGUGAAGCUUUUGGUUUACCUGAUUAUAUGUCAUCCUGGUACAAAUUGACUCUAAUGCACUGCUGGAUGGUUCUGCUGAGAAUGCAUUCAUCGCUUGAUGCACAAGCUUAUCUACGGUUACAGCGUAGUAUGUUGGCUACAUGUGGUUCGAUGUGGACGCUAGGCUAA
Molecule: messenger RNA, 453 nt
Organism: Ostertagia ostertagi
Lineage: Eukaryota; Metazoa; Nematoda; Chromadorea; Rhabditida; Trichostrongylidae
Source: the annotation of a GenBank genome assembly